AUGUUAAAGGGUGAGCUUCACCGAAUCGUUGUGGGUUUGAUUUUGCCCUGCUCUCACUUUCCCUCUUCUCUAUCUAAUCACACGAUACCUCAGGUUCCAGCAUCCCCGAUCUGCAAUCAGUCGGCCAUCCCUUCCGCCUCGAGCCGACCAUUGCCUCCGCCAACGACGUCACCUCCGCCAUCACCGCCGGCAGCAAAUCCCUCCAGCUCCUUCAAAGCCUGUGAACGAAGAUCAACAUCGCCUCUCUCUCUUGCCGCCGCCACCACCGUCGAAGUCGCUGCUGCAGCUGGUGGACCUUACCAUUGGAUCCGAUUUCAGCUUUUUUCUCCAAGUUUUGAAAUCAAACGUUACGCUUUUCAUGACUGGGAGAUUAAGACACGUUGUGCUUGCAGUUUUAUUGUUUUUAGUUUUGAACAUCUUGAGAUCAUCAAAGCCGAAUUAGAAAAUGCAUGCCCUGGUGUAGUUUCUUGUGUUGAUCUUCUUGUGGUGGCUGCUUAUGAGAGUGUGAUUCUAGCCGGUGGACCAUUUUAUCCAGCUCACACAGAUUUGCAACAGGGGGUUUUCACUGAUAAAGAAACGUUCACUCUUUUAGGUGCUCAUAGUACUGGAAUGAUUCACUGCAAGUUCUUUGAAAAAAGACUAUACAACUUUGGUGGAACAAAUAAACCAGACCUAUCAAUGGAUUCUGAAUUUCUUGAAUUAUUAAGAUCAUUAUGCAACAACUGAUCCAAUCACCAUCAACAUGACCAUCACCAUCACCUUCUUCAUCAAAAACUAGAAGGUAGCAGGGAAUGAAGAUGGAUUAUGAAGGAAAAGGUUCAGGUUUUGGGAACUCUUUGACUUCUUCCGGAUGCUUUUGUUCUAGUUUAUAACCGUUGGAUUCUACUUCUGCGCCAUGUUAACACUUAACAGUGAUCACUGUGUACAUAUUCGUGAAGUCAUUUGGUCAAAGGAAUGGAAGUGGUUUUAUUGUUAGUGGUGUACAUUGCAUAUGUAUACAAUGCAGGUGGUUUAGUAUGCUACAUUCUUCUAAGUGUUAGCAGUUGGUUUAUGGCCAUUUCAUGGCGUUUUGCUCAUUAUUUGUUCAAUCCAUCCGGUUUCAAGUGGCAAAAGACGGUAGAGGACUUCAAAGACCGGACAAAUUAGCUCUUCUAUAGAGGUGGAAUUAGUGUUACAGGAGAAGAAAGUUGGGAAGCUUGGUGAGAUGAAGAAUUGUCUCAUUUUCGAAGAAGGGUUAUGGAGACGAUUUUGAGCCUACGGUUAUUCAUAUUCCGGUAUGGUGUUGUUUACAAAGUGGAUGUGCAAGAUUCAAAUACAUCAUUACCCGUAAGAAUUUGAAUUUCAAAAUCUAGACAAGUCCCAUCUUUUUCAAAGAGUUAUAUAUGCUUUAUUAUAAU
Messenger RNA from Lactuca virosa, 1397 nucleotides. NCBI's taxonomy places the organism in Eukaryota, Viridiplantae, Streptophyta, Magnoliopsida, Asterales, Asteraceae. The record is from the annotation of a GenBank genome assembly.